Messenger RNA from Racocetra persica, 497 nucleotides. The record is from the annotation of a GenBank genome assembly. NCBI's taxonomy places the organism in Eukaryota, Fungi, Glomeromycota, Glomeromycetes, Diversisporales, Gigasporaceae.
AAUUGGAGAUCGAAGUUUCUUUGAGAAAACAUUUCAUUAGAGUGUACUAUCAUAAUAAACAUAAAAAAGGUUCCUGUAAAUACUUUGCAUCAACAUUGAUUAAAGAUCCAACAAGGGGCGCCUUGCAAAGAGUAGAAAGAAUGGUGCUAAGAUUAAACGACUAUGUAAACCCCGCACUAGUGAUUAUGGUCAUUGAAGCAAUUAAAAAAAACAUCCCAGAAAAAAAAGAAAUUACCAACAAAGUGCUUGAAAUCAUUUGUGUCUUUCUUAUAGGUCACUUAACCAUAACUUUCCCGUAUAAAGGCACUAUUAACGAUAUUUUCGAUCAUAUGCAAAAAGCCCUCGGCAUCCACCUUGAUUUUCAUCAAAUGAGAUAUACGAACGUUGUGGGCGACCUGAUUGAUUUGAAAAAUGAGGAAGAUUGGAGAGUUGCCAAAUGGGAAGCUAUUAGAUGGCAUAACGGGAAGAUGGUGUUACAAAUCGGGAAUUACUUGUAG